CUUUAUGCGAGCGCGAAAGCCCUGUGUACUCGAAGUCUGACGCCAACCGCCGGGCGAGCUCGGGCUCAGGGCUGGUAGCAUGAAUCAUUUUAGAUCACAUAAUGCACGGAUUGUAGCACUUUAUGGAGGUUCUAGUCCCUGCCAUCAAAUGCAGUCGGGCACGCACGCGCCCUUCCGUCGUCCUCUCCUCAUCGGCGGGGUUAUUACUGCAAAGGUAACUCCUCACAUAUCAAUUGACGGCACUUGACAUCGCUGCUUAUUGAUGAAGCAUUGAAGCUUACCUUCUGAAGCAGUUGCACUGCAGCACGUCGUUCCUAGUUCGCGUUCGCGUUCGUUCAGCUCUCGGCAAUAUUGCACACGAUACAGGCUGGACGAAUCCACCAUAGGUCUAGCAACCGAGGCCUCAUCCAAGGCGGUUAGGCGGCGUAGGAGCUGGUUUCGCUCGACAGACGGCAAUGGAGUCGGUGCGCGACACCGACCCGGAGACCGCGACGAGUGCCCAGCAGCUAGCACGCUCUCUACCGCUUACGCGCUUUGUUGAUAACUGUCGUCAACUGACCGUCGGCUGCACUCCUUGUGCAACUGUCAAUUCGCCAGCGCGUGGCACAAGCGCUCGGGCUUCGCCGGCCGACGCGGCGCCUUCUCCCACGAUCAAAUCGGGAGAUUCAGAGGCACCGGAGGUUAGCCUUGCUUGCUCAGGGACGUCCGCGGCCCCCUCGCUUCCAGCAACAAGAAUCGCGCCAUCCGGUCAGCUCCCGCUCGCACAAAUGAAGGAGGACUGCAAUGCGGAUGGUUCCGAGCAGCGGUUAGGGCCGGUGUGGCCAGCGGGCGAAGGGCGCCUCAUGCUGAAACCGGCGGAGGAAGGCCGGACGCAGCCGAUGCGCUUGCUGGACGAGCUAAGCCUAAGCGGUGGUGCCGCCCCCUUGCGGCCUCGCCCCUCGGGCGCCACCGCCGACAGCCCUUCGCCAUCUGCGUUGUUAGCGCCGCCUCCGCCGCAGUCAGUGCAUACCGCAGACUCAAGCGAGCGAAAGGACGCGGCACAAGGCGCCCUGGCCGUUGGAGAAGCUGCUGCUGCGGUUGGCGGCGGCGCGCCCAAAGCAGACCGCGCCGUAAAUGGCUCCGGAAAUGGCAGCGCGGCGGUGGCAUUGGGGCAGCCCGCUUUGGAUAUUGCAUUGCGCCGUACCAGUAUACAAGCUCCUGCGGCUGCGGCUGCGGAAGCGGCGGCGCCGGCCGGCGCAGUUGCCGCGGCUGCGGUGGACUUGGCAGCACCAGACGCCCCAAACUUUGCCCGCGGUAGCCGGACUGACAGCUCAGGCUGUGAGGAUGCGCCCUCGCUAGGUUGGCGCAGUGGAGGUUGCGGCAGCGGCGUGGAGGGGCGGCAACGGCACGAGUUUGAAGCCAGGGUGCCGCGCGACCCACGUCCGCCCCAGCAACAGCCACAGCCACAGCCACAACAAAGGCCUCUGCCGUCGCAGCAGGCUGGCUCGUUUGCUUCCACCCUGGCAGCAGGCGCCCCAGCAGGCAAGGCUGUCGUGCCAACCGCCAACACGGCAGCGCCGCCACCACCGGCGGCGGCAGGGUCGCAGCGACAGCCGUUUCUACAGCUCAGCCGCUCGGACAGUACUACGGAGGACGACUCCAGUGGCGGCGGCGGGGGCAAUUACGGCAGCCAUGGCGGUGUUGGCGGUUGUGGAGGCGGCGGCGGUGGCGGGUGCGGCGGCGGCGGCGGCGGCGGCUUCCCGCCGCCGCAGCCUCUGCCUCGCCACCGAUCGGAGGCGCAGCCGCAUGUGCAGGUGCCGCUGCGGCUGUCAAACGAAGGGUUUGCGGUAUUAAGUGGUGGCAGUGGCGCAGCUGGCGUGGGGCACGGGGAGAGGCAUGAUGCACGCAUGGGGACGGGGCGCGGCUUCGGGGCCGCGGCCACUGAGAUUGAGAGAAGGCACGGCCGUGUUGGUGCUCCUGCAGCCUCUGUUGCUGCCGAUGCCCGGACGCCUUCCAACGGCUUGCCUCAGCGCCAGUCGAGCCAAGGGAUCCAGCAGGAACAGCCGCAGUCGCAGUCACAGCCACCACUGCAGCAGCAACAGCAGCUGCGGUGGCAGCAGCCGCAGCAGCAACAGCAGCAGCGGCAGCAGCCGCAGCCGCUAGCAGGCAGCCCCUGGACAACCUCGUCUUCUGCUGCCGCCGCCGCCGCCGCCGCCGUUGCCCUGCAGCAGCAGCAGCAAAAGCAGCAGCAGCAGCAGCGGCGGCCCCCGCCAGGACUAGUGCCGCUGCCGGCUGGCGCCGCUGCGCCACGCUUUCUCUCUACGCCGGCAGCCGACUCAGUCCGCUCCCAUCAGCAGCAACAGCAGCAGCUGCCUCAGCGGCGGCUGUCGGGCCCGGCGAUGGUGGUGGUCUCGGGUGCGGUGGGCGCGCCGCUGCCGUUGGUCGCAGGUGUGGGUGGUUACGGUACCGCAUAUGCCGCUCAUGCUGCUACCCCUGCUGCUGCUGCUGCGGCGGGGAGCGGCCGCAGUGGCGGUGAUUGUGUUGACCAGCUCCAGGGCCGGCGGCGGUCAGCGGCUGACGUGGCAGCGGAGGAGGAGGCCAUGUGGGGCGAGCACGCGGCGGAGGCGCUGCUUUCGCGUCAGCAGCACCAGAAACAGCACCAGCACCAACACCAACACCAGCUGCAGACCCAGCUGCAGCAGCAUGAGGACAUGUUCCGCCGCCGCAGCAGCAUGAGUGGCGGCCUGGGGCUUGGCGGGCUCGGCAGUAGCAGCAGCCCCCAAAGUGGCGGCAUGGGCGGCGCCGCCGCCAACGGCGUUGCCCACCAGGGCGCGCUCCAGGCUGGGCGUGCCGCGGCCAAUGUGGCGGUGGCUGUGGCCGCGUCGGGCAGCCGCGGCGGUGGCUAUGAUGCCGGUGCUGGUGGCGAUGGCGAUGGCGGCGGUGGCGUCCGCGGCCAGCAGCGGCGCGAUUCAAACGCAACGGUGGGGUCGCUGCCCCUCUCCAUCUCACCACUGGCCGAGUCGGCAGGCCGCAGUAGCCGCAGCACACAGCAGUAUGCACAGGCGGCGCCGAAACUCGGCGUGUUGAGACCGUCAUCGGGCCUGGCGGCGGGUGCUCCGCCGGCGCCGCUGGCCGUUGACGAAACGAAGUCCGUGGCGGCGGCGGCGGCUCAGCUGCCGCUGAGUGCCCGGGGUCUGGAACUAGUGGCCCUUGGGCGUGCGCUGGCGGAGCGGCUGUGCCGAGUGCGGGCCUCCAAGGCGCGUCUGGCUGCGCUCGAGUCAACCAUCACCGCUGAGCUGACAUCCGUGCGGUCCGAGCUGGCGGGCUGCGUAGCGCAGGCUGCGGAGCAACAGCGGCAGCCGCAGCUGCAGGCGCCGCACGGCCCUCCACAUCAUGCUCCAGGGCCGGCCGGCAGGCCUCAGCAGCUGCAGCAGUCCUUAACAUCAGCGGCAGAUCCGGGUUCCCUUGCAUGGCGGGAGGACGCGGAGCGGUUUUUGAGGGAGGCGGGCAGCAGCGCGCCGGUGUCCAGCUUUGGAGCAGCCACCAGUGGCGCUGGCGUCGUCGGCAGCAGCGGGCAGCCCAUCCGGCGGAGCAGUGGCACCGGCAGUGGCAGCAGCCUGGGUGCUGCAUCCAUGCCGCUCCUGCCGGCCUCGACGGCCUCCCUGACCGCAGUGAGCACCCGCACGCCGUCCAGCGGCGCCGCCUUGACCCGCCCUUCCAUCUCCAACGGAAGGCCUUUCAGCAGCCCACUGUCGCCACCAGUAGAUGUGGCCGGCGAUCUCCUAUCACGGCGCCGUCCCUCCGAUGGCAGGCCUGCGGCUGCAGUGGCCGCCGAUGCCGCCGACGUCGGUGGCACCGAGCGUACAGCCGCAGGGCUGCGGCUGCAGCCGGCGGCGGCUGCUGCUGCCGCAGCCGGAGCUUUGCCUGCACCCGCGCCAGCACCUACACCCGCCACGGCCAGGCCCGGGCCCACUCAUCACGCAGAUGAGGCAGUGGCUGCAAUUGCUGCUAGGCGGGAGGCAUCGCACGGACUAGCGGCAGUGGGUCCAGCGGUGGGCACGGCGGGGCGGUCAGAGGACGCCAGCCUAGGAGAUGUGCUGAGGUGGCUGCUGGCGCUGAGCAAAGGGGGCGAGGCGGCAGAGCCGGCGGCUGCCGCUGCAGCAGCAGCGCUGGCACGGGCCGCUGGCGGCACAGCGUUUGCGGGCACAGAUGAGGGCGCUGGUCUUGGUGCUAGUGCUAUGGCGGCUGCCACGCUGCAGACGCUGUUGAAGCCGGUCAGGCCGCGCGAGGAGGACGAGCCAGAGACGGAUUGGCCGGAGCAUGCGCAGCGCCCGGCCAAGCGGGCGCGCGACCUGCCCUAGUGAUACUGGGUGUGUCGCUUUGGCGGCUUGGGCAAGCGAAAUACAUUGUGUAAUCGAGGUGUUGGGAGUGAUCAGGCGUAAUGCUUGAGGCAGGUACGGCGGUUAUUCAUUGCAUCAAGACCUGCUGUGGUCAACGCAGGAACGGGGCUGAUGGAGCAGGGGUGACGUUCUUUAUGGGUAUGGGUGAAUCGGUUGAUAUGGCCAUGCGAUGCGAGGCUUGUGGCUGAGGGUUGAGGCCUCUGCUGGAGUUAUCAGAACGCACAUCUUAUGAAUCUUGUACUGGGACAGAGGCCGUGGACAGAGGCGUGCUGAUAAGUAUCGCGCAUGCGCUGGGAUUGUUUUGGACUUUGGUAUUCCUUUGGAAGUCUUUUGCACUCAAAGCAGAUAACAGUGGCUGCUAUGGUAGCUAUGGCAGGAGAGUGGUAUCCUCAAUGUGACGCCCCCGUAAACAGCCCUUCACGUUAGUAACCACUGGCGUUGCCGGGAGGGGGGGGGCUUGGUGUUUUGCACACCCAUGUUGUACACACAAACAAAACCUGAUAAAGAAAUGGGUGUUUACGCAACAUCACGAGUAAAGAUUUAAGCAAGACGCUACAAGAAGGUAUGACGGCCUGUAGUAAUCAAUUUCAAGCACCAUGCAUAUGUAGCCUAAGGCGCGCUGCGUGUAGACCUGCCCCGUGAUGUGAUGCCAGGGCAUACAUGGCUUUCAAGUAGGGUAUGCUACCCACCUGCAGGGUAAACACCCCGGGUUAUUGCAAAAAGACAGUCUGUGUGGGCUCGCAAGGAGGUGUAUCCGACAUGGAAAUGGACCUUUGGGGAUGUGUGGGGUGUGUGUAUGAGGCAGGCAGGGCGCUGGCUAUGCAAGCUAGCUUUGCAAGGCCACGGCUGGGGUGUGGUCCCUGAGGCCGUGGGCGUUCGCUCCGGUCGAGGUAGCACGGCUGCGGGGUGCUGGAUGUGGAGAGCAAGGGGUAGCCUCACCUGCACACAAGCGCCCGUCACAUGAUGAUGUGCAAGUCAUUCAAGAGCACCUUAUUAAGAAUUGGGGGGAGGGGUUGCGCGAGCCUUUGUGCAGGCUUCCAUCAGACGCAGGGAAGGGUGACGUAGAUGAGGCCCGUUUGGAAUAUUGCCAGAAAGUAAAGCCGGUCCCAAGCCAGAUAAGUACACAGUGGUGGUGGUUGCUUACAGUGCUGCUUGCGGCCCGGUCGGAUGGCAGCUGUUGGGUGCGAUGUCGGUGAGGGGUUGUUACUGGGCCGGUUUGUUACCGUGUUUUGUUACUGAUGAGGCACGGUGUUACGAGUCAUUAUUGGGCCUACGUGUACCAGCAAGAUCGGCGAGGUCGGUCCCCGCACAACAUGUGUCGGGUGGCUGGCUUGUGACAAUGCGGCGGCCAGACCGCCAUGCCCAAGCUGAGAUGAAAGGCCAUGCGCCCAUGCACGGUUUGAGGAUAGCAAGUUGUGGACAGGCAGGCAGGUAUCGCAGUAUCGUAGUAGUAUUGCAGAGGCUAUGACGAAUGUGCAUAGUUUUGCGCGAGGUUGCGGCGGGUGGCAGGAUCGCCGCGCACAUGGGCAAACCUCGCGUUAUGUGUUGUAACGGUGCCCGUAC
Molecule: messenger RNA, 5942 nt
Organism: Chlamydomonas reinhardtii
Lineage: Eukaryota; Viridiplantae; Chlorophyta; Chlorophyceae; Chlamydomonadales; Chlamydomonadaceae
Exons: 2
Coding region: 768-4340 (1190 amino acids)
Biological process (GO): positive regulation of DNA-templated transcription
Cellular component (GO): SWI/SNF complex
Source: RefSeq, a predicted model, not a curated record